Teleopsis dalmanni is the source of this 2782-nucleotide messenger RNA. RefSeq names its product transmembrane protein 184C. Gene Ontology annotation, biological process: transport. The transcript has 6 exons. Gene Ontology annotation, molecular function: transporter activity. Lineage: Eukaryota; Metazoa; Arthropoda; Insecta; Diptera; Diopsidae. Bases 397 to 2007 code for a protein of 536 amino acids. The record is from RefSeq and is a predicted model, not a curated record.
AAUCUCACAACAAAAGCUACAUUGAAAGUAGUAGGAAUUUUCUUGUCAAAGAAGGUGUUUAUAUUUUGCUAAUUAAAAAAAAGUGAUAAACAAUAAAUAUUGUUUUAUUAUUUAUUAACGACAUAAAGUAAAACUAAUUAUUAGAUAGAAUAGAAAUUUGAAAUAAAUAAAAUAAUUGUGAAAGUGUUUUCAUCAAUGAAAUGUCAACAUUCUGCUAAGUGGAUGCAUUGAGCCAUGUAGACGGUUGUUUUAAACAAACUGUGUUGUGCUUUUCACUGCCAACUCAGUCGUUGGCGUUAUCAUUGUCGUCAUCACCCAGACAAUUGCAUCCAACAGAUAAAGAAAUCUUAAAAGUGUAAAACAAACUUGUCAUUGUUGUUGCUGCUAUUGUGCAAAAUGUGUGGCAUCAAUUUGCGAAGAUUUUGUGAGGAGUGGCGUAUAUGGAUACGACCUCUACUUAUUGUUACCUAUACGAUAUUUGCCAUAAUUGUUGUACCACUGUUGAUAGUCAAUUCGCUAAAAGAUGGAUUCUCACGUAAGGAUCAAUUGAUACUGAUUGGUGGCUUGUUUGUGCUGUCAGCGGUACCGGUGUCGAUUUGGCACAUAAUUCAACAUGUCAUACACUUUUCGAGACCAAUACUACAAAGACAUAUAAUACGUAUACUGUGGAUGGUGCCCAUCUAUGCGUUAAAUGCGUGGAUAGGUCUCUUCUUUCCCAAACAUUCGAUAUAUGUUGAUUCAUUGCGUGAAUGCUACGAAGCAUAUGUCAUUUACAACUUUAUGGUGUAUUUGUUAAACUAUUUGAAUUUGGGCAUGGAUCUUGAGGCAACUAUGCAAUAUAAGCCACAAGUAUACCAUUUUUUCCCACUCUGCUGCAUGCGACCCUGGACCAUGGGUAGAGAGUUCAUACAUAACUGCAAGCACGGUAUACUACAGUACACUGUGGUACGGCCCAUAACCACCUUCAUAUCAGUCAUUUGCGAGCUGUGCGGUGUAUAUGGCGAAGGUACAUUCGCAGGAAACGUGGCGUUUCCAUACAUCGUUGUGAUUAACAAUAUAUCGCAAUUUGUUGCCAUGUAUUGCCUGGUAUUAUUUUACAGGGCCAAUAAAGACGAUCUGAAACCAAUGAAACCCAUACCAAAAUUCCUUUGCAUAAAAGCUGUGGUUUUCUUUUCAUUUUUCCAAGGAGUUUUGCUUAAUAUUUUAGUAUAUUAUGGCAUUAUCACACGGAUUUUUACAAUAGAUGGAGUCGAUAACACAAAUCUUGCCUCUAUGUUGCAGAAUUUUCUGAUCUGCUUUGAAAUGUUUGUCGCUGCAGUAGCACAUAUCUAUAGUUUUCCUCACCAUCCUUUCCAUAUCAAUUCACCUCAAUAUUGGAAUAAUCCCAACAAUAAUUGGUGCCGUGCUUUUCUAUCCAUGAUUGAUAUAUCCGAUAUGCAAGAAGACGUUACCGAGCAUCUUGGUGUAGUAAGCAGUUCGAUAAGUCGUCGUUUCCAGGGACGAAGUAAUUAUCAACCAUUAUCGCGUGGUCCACGACGAUCUAGUAGUGAAUCAGAAUAUUUAAUCCAUAAACGACAAGAGGAUGCAGCUAUGGGAGAUGUCAGUACCGGUAACGCUGAACACACCAAUAUUUCAGGUAAUAGAAAAACUUACAAUUCGAAUUAUGCUAAAACGCUGGCUAACGCCAAUCGCUAUGGAGCUACAGAUAGUCUAGUGCUACCAGUUUGUGAUGUGGCAAUAACUACAGAUUCUCCAUCUCAAUCCCAAUUAGCAGCCGCACGCCCCAACACAUCCAAAGCCUCUAUGUCCGCCUCCUCCGCAUCCCACUCUAACUUCGGCAUAAGUAUACAGAAACGUGAACCGCAUACACGUGACUAUUCACCCCAUUAUGGAGCGCCAGUUGCUGGCGGUACAAGCUUUCUACAGGCUCGCAAUGUUGGCAAUACACAUAGUCCCAUUCCAGAGUCAGGUGAUGAUUUUGCAUCACUCAUUGGCUCAACUAGAUGACAUCAUAAUGACUACAGUAGCCUUAUAUUAAACCCAUCGGCUAGCGAAUCAGUAUCGGUGGGCUUUUCCAGUAGCUUGAAGCUGUCAACUGGGUGCAGCAACAGUUCCUCUGAUUGGUUAAGUUCAUCGGGUGAGGGUGAGGGCGAAGGUGAUGGCGACGAUGAUGGGCUAAACGACGAACACCUACAAUUACUAGACGAUACACAAUUAGGACGACCGAACAGAGACAGAGAAUAUAUCACUUAAAAGAACAAAACAUAAUACUAUAGUUGAAUACGAUUAAAAUGUGUAUGUAGUUGUGUAUGUAAUAGCAAUUAUGCAGGCCCACUGCAAUUAAUGAGUCUAAACUAUUUAUAUGUGUAAUAACGUUUGAUAGCCAUCAAUUGCAGUUGGAGGCAUUUUUUGCUAAGCAUAUGUGAACAACUCAAUGCGCUACAAAAUCUACACAACUUUUGAAUGAGUAGUAUGUGGCAUGUAACCUAUUGGUCGCUUGAGUUCAGUUAUGUGAUAUAGUUCUCAUUUAUAUAAACAUUUUAUAGCUAAUUAUAAUAUUUAAAAAAUAAUAAUAUUAAAGAAAUUAAGUCAAAUGUUACAGCAACUACACCAAACGACUGAUAGGUCACAUCGCCUCAUUACAAACUACGAACUAUUUUUAUGUAUUUUUUUUUUUUUAGGUUUUUAUAUAUACUUUCUAUUUUCAUUAUGUUAUAUAGAUAUUUAUUAGCUUUCUGUUUAUAAUGACUACUAUUAUUUAAAUAUUUAUAAUUUGUAUAUC